AUGUCUUUUGAGGACCUGCUCCAGCCCACUUACAAGGGGAAGUCGCUCACGGACCCGAUAGACACGGCAGAGGACAAAUGGAAUCUGUUACCUGCUUUUUUGCAAGUGAAAGGGCUGGUCAAACAGCAUCUGGACUCCUUCAACUACUUUGUGGAUACAGAUCUUAAGAAGAUCAUCCAGGCAAACGAGAAAGUGUUGAGUGACGUUGAUCCGGAGUUUUAUCUGAAGUAUCUGGACAUCCGUGUUGGAUACAAGAGCGGAAACAAGGCCAACGAAACCGAGGUGUUGUUACCACCGCAUGAGUGUAGACUCCGUGAUCUCACUUAUAGUGCCCCGAUUUAUGUCGAUGUCGAGUACACAAGAGGCCGCAAAAUCAUCAUCCACAGAGACCUGGAGAUCGGUCGUAUGCCCAUCAUGUUGCGGUCCAACAAGUGUAUUUUGAACGGACGUAACGAGACCCAAAUGGCUUACUUGAACGAAUGUCCUUUGGAUCCGGGUGGAUAUUUCAUUGUCAACGGUACCGAAAAGGUGAUUCUUGUUCAGGAACAAUUGAGUAAGAACAGAAUCAUCGUUGAGGCAGAUGAAAAGAAGAACAUUUUCCAGGCGUCUGUCACAUCCUCUACACACGAAAGAAAAUCUAAAACUUAUGUGGUCACUAAGAACGACAAGAUCUACCUGAAACAUAACUCGAUCAGCGAAGAGAUCCCGAUUGUGAUUGUGCUCAAAGCAGCGGGUAUAAUUUCUGAUCUUGAGAUUCUGCAACUUGUUUGCGGUAACGAUUCUGUUUACCAGGAUCUGUUUGCGGUCAAUUUCGAAGAGGCCGCCAAACUCGGAAUCUACUCCCAGAAAGAAGCCCUGGAGUACAUUGGACGCAAAGUGAAAACCAUCAGACGUUUGAACGCUCCAAAAUUGAGCAUCAUCCAAGAAGGUAUCGAGGCAAUUGCCACCACCAUCAUUGCACACAUUACCGUGGAAAACCUUGACUUCAAAGAAAAAGCUUUGUACAUAGCCAUCAUGACCAGAAGGGUGGUCAUGGCGAUGCACAACCCGGCUCUCGUCGACGACAGAGAUUAUGUCGGUAAUAAGCGUUUGGAACUGGCCGGACAAUUGAUGUCUUUGUUGUUUGAAGACUUGUUCAAGAAAUUCAACAACGACUUCAAAGCCAACCUCGACAAGAUCCUAAAGAAACCCAGCAGAGUCUCCGAAUUCGAUGCUUUAUUGCACAUCAACAUUCACUCCAGUAAUAUCACCACCGGUCUGAACAGAGCCAUCUCUACCGGAAAUUGGUCGCUCAAGAGAUUCAAGAUGGAAAGGGCAGGUGUCACACACGUUCUUAGUCGAUUGUCGUACAUAUCUGCGCUGGGAAUGAUGACCAGAAUCUCGUCCCAGUUUGAAAAAUCCAGAAAGGUGUCCGGACCCCGGGCUUUGCAACCAUCUCAGUUUGGUAUGCUUUGUACCUCCGAUACACCAGAAGGAGAGGCUUGUGGUUUGGUUAAGAACCUUGCAUUGAUGACUCACAUCACCACCGACGACGAAGAAGACCCUAUCAAGCGCCUUUGUUUUCUUCUUGGUGCAGAGGACAUCUCCAUCACAGACAGUUCCACUCUUCACACAAACGGAACAUUUGGUGUUUACUUGAACGGUACAAUGAUUGGAACCACCCGGUUCCCAGGAUCGUUUGUUGCCAAGUUCAGACACCUAAGAAGAACCGGAAAGAUUUCCUUCUUUGUUUCCAUCUUCACCAACGUUCAUCAGGCAGCCGUUCAUAUUGCUGCAGAUGGUGGCAGAAUUUGUAGACCGCUCAUUAUUGUUGAAGAUGGAGUCUCAAAGGUGAAAAGCGAGCAUUUACGGAAACUGCGCGAAGGCGAGUGGUCGUUCGACGACUUCUUGAUCAACGGAUUGGUGGAAUACCUUGAUGUGAACGAAGAAAACGACUCAUACAUUGCACUUUACGAAAAGGAUAUGGUUCCAGGUAUCACGCAUUUGGAAAUCGAACCCUUCACUGUUCUCGGAGCAGUUGCGGGUCUUAUCCCAUACCCUCACCAUAACCAGUCUCCAAGGAACACUUAUCAAUGUGCGAUGGGUAAGCAGGCUAUUGGAGCAAUUUCAUACAACCAGUUCAGAAGAAUUGACACUCUGUUGUAUUUGAUGUGCUAUCCUCAGCAGCCAAUGGUGAAGACCAAGACCAUUGAGCUGAUCGACUACGACAAGCUUCCGGCCGGACAGAACGCAACGGUUGCCGUGAUGUCUUAUUCUGGAUACGAUAUCGAGGACGCUUUGGUGCUGAACAAGGCGUCGAUCGACCGUGGGUUUGGACGGUGUCAGGUUUUGCGUAAGACCACCUCUGUUCUGAAACGGUAUCCCAACCACAGUAAGGACGUUCUUGCGGGAAUGAGAGUCAGAGAGGACGGUAAACCAAUUUUCCAGCACGAGGCCCUGGGUCCGGAUGGUUUGGCCGAAGUUGGUGUCGAGAUACAAAGUGGUCAAACCUAUAUCAACAAGUGCGUCCCUACAAAUGCUACGGAGAGUGUUGUUGGUGGACAACCAACGAUCAACCAACAGCAGCAGCACAGAGAAACUCCGGUCAAUUACCGUGCACCAGUGCCAAGUGUUGUUGACCAGGUGAUGAUGUCUGUUAGCGACAACGACCAGGCCUUGAUUAAGGUUCUUUUACGCCAAACCAGAAGACCAGAGCUUGGAGACAAGUUCUCGUCUCGUCACGGACAGAAAGGUGUGUGUGGAAUCAUUGUGCAACAGGAGGACAUGCCGUUCAACGACGACGGAAUCAGUCCCGAUAUCAUCAUGAAUCCGCACGGAUUCCCUUCGCGUAUGACUGUCGGCAAGAUGUUAGAGCUUGUUUCCGGUAAGGCUGGUGUGUUAGACGGGUCUUUGCAGUACGGAACCUGCUUUGGAGGAUCCAAACUGGAAGACAUGUCGCAGAUCCUGAUCGACAAGGGAUUCAACUACAGUGGAAAGGAUAUGCUUUACAGUGGAAUCACCGGAGAAGCUUUGCAAGCCUACAUUUUCUUUGGACCGAUCUACUACCAAAAGUUGAAGCACAUGGUGGUUGAUAAGAUGCACGCGAGAGCCAGAGGUCCUCGUGCUGUUCUGACCAGACAACCUACUGAAGGACGUUCCAGAGAUGGAGGAUUGCGUUUGGGAGAGAUGGAAAGAGACUGUGUGAUUGCAUACGGAGCUUCUCAGCUGCUUCUGGAAAGACUGAUGUUGAGCUCGGAUGCGUUUGACGUUGACGUUUGUAACUCCUGUGGACUGAUGGGCUACAACGGAUGGUGUCCGUCGUGUAAGACGAGCGAGGGAGUGAUCAAGAUGACCAUUCCAUAUGCUGCGAAAUUGCUGUUCCAAGAGCUGAUUUCGAUGAACAUUGCGCCAAGAUUAAAAUUGGCGGACGUUUUUUAG
Messenger RNA from Ogataea philodendri, 3417 nucleotides. RefSeq lists its product as uncharacterized. Gene Ontology annotation, biological process: DNA-templated transcription. NCBI's taxonomy places the organism in Eukaryota, Fungi, Ascomycota, Pichiomycetes, Pichiales, Pichiaceae. Gene Ontology annotation, cellular component: RNA polymerase III complex. The record is from RefSeq and is a predicted model, not a curated record. The transcript has a single exon. Gene Ontology annotation, molecular function: ribonucleoside binding; DNA binding; DNA-directed RNA polymerase activity. Bases 1 to 3417 code for a protein of 1138 amino acids.